GCUCCUGGAAUGGAAAGGACUUGGCAUCAAUAUAAACGGCGAAUACAUCACACACCUUCGAUUUGCUGACGAUAUAGUAGUCAUGGCUGAGACGCUGGAAGAUUUGGGGCAGAUGCUCGGUGACCUCAAUAGAGUUUCCCAACAAGUGGGCCUUAAAAUGAAUAAGGAUAAAACAAAAAUCAUGUUCAAUGUCCAUGUUAAGCCCACCCCAGUAACUGUUGGGAACUCUACUCUUGAAGUUGUAGACGAAUAUAUAUACCUGGGACAGGCAGUCCGAUUAGGUAAGUCCAACUUCGAGAGAGAGGUCGGUAGGCGGAUCCAACUCGGCUGGGCAGCGUUCGGUAAAUUAAAAAAUGUGUUCUCGUCCAAAAUCCCUCAGUGCCUUAAGACAAAGGUAUACAACCAAUGUGUGCUACCAGUGAUGACUUACGGUUCCGAGACGUGGUGCUUCACAAGGGAUCUUUUUAGGAAGCUCAGUGUCGCGCAGCGAGCUAUGGAGAGGGCUAUGCUUGGUAUUUCUCUACGGGACCGAAUCAGAAAUGAGGAGAUCCGUAGAAGAACCAAAGUUACUGACAUAGCCCGUAGGAUUAGCACGCUGAAGUGGCAGUGGGCAGGCCACAUAGCGCGAAGAUCGGACGGCCGAUGGGGCGGAAAGAUCCUCGAGUGGAGACCACGUACUGGCAAGCGCAGUGUGGGACGGCCACCUACGAGAUGGACCGACGACCUGGUAAGAACCGCUGGGUCACGUUGGAUGCAGGUGGCAUCGGACCGGCCGCACUGGAGAUCACUUGGAGAGGCCUAUGUUCAGCAGUGGACAAUGGACAGGCUGAGAUGAUGAUGAUGAUGAUUAUCAGGUUCAGAACUUACUUCAGAACAGAUGAGUCGACUAUUAUCAAAGCCGGCAAUGUGACUUUUGGACAAUUGUUGGUAAAUCAGAAAAACGAAUUAUUGACUUUGUAUUCCAUUGGCAGUCACAAAACUCUUCUGAACGACAUCUUAGAUAAAUAACAGGUUAAGUAUUAACCUUUAUUUAAUGCAGGUUUUGAACCGUAUUCUUUGAAGGAGACGAUUAUAUUCAAAUCAAUCUGUAUUGACAUAUCAAUAACAUUUUUUUGUCCAAAUGCACAGAUUGCCACCUUUGAUAAUAGACGACUCAGAUUAUCUUUACAACGCAAUAUAGAAGAUAAGGAAACAAAUUUUCCUUAUAUUUAAAACAAUACAGUUUUGUUUUUAAAAGGGAUUCAGAUUUAUAAACAGACGAUCGUCUGAAUCGAAUUUACAAAGUUAUUUAAUUUAGUCAUAAUAAUAAAUGUGAGUUUUUGUUAGAUGUAGAGAUGCGUUUUAAAUUAUUAAUCGACUUACAAAAGAUACCGUGCAGUGAAUAAAUACGUUUUAUUUUGUUUAAAACUGAAUAUUAAAUACUACUUAACUACAAAAUUAACUAACGUAAAGUAUUUUAUGAAAAUACCAUUUUCAAAGACUGACUUGAAGCGUCGAUGUGAUUUAUUUGUUACUUGAUAAUAAUAUAUUAACUACGAUAUUACUGUGAACUUGAACAUACAAUGAAACUAUUAUUUAAAUCUCAAAAACCGCAAAACUUAUGUAGCAAUACCGAUUUUAAUAUUUUCUAAGUACUGCUCAAAACAACCGCGGCUGUGUAAAUAAAGUUUCUACGAACGAUAAUUUCGAGAAUACAUAAGUCUAUGCGAAUUGAGAGAAACGAAAUUUGUUAAUGAAUUUGUGAAAUUUCUUCUUCUAAUAACGAAGACACCGAGAAACAGUCAUGGUUCCAAGACUGCAAAGAUACGGUGCUUGUAAUGCACUCUUCCGUCAAUAUGAUCCUCAGCUGUUGGAUGCUUUUAAACUGGAAAUGUCGUACGGAAUCGAGCGAUUUUUUCUAUUGUCAUAUUGUUUGGCGUGCUGUUGGCCCGGUCUCGGAGCGAAGAAUAAUCUCCGCGUGGUGAGGCAAUGGGCGGAACUGGAGUUCGUGUUUCCGAACGAAGAAGCCCGGUCAUAUGCAUUAGAGAAACGAUUUUACGUACCUGGGUCCUCGGUGCCGAUUGAUGUCGAUGUGCAACAUAGGUCAGGUAAAAAAUCGCGGAUAUUUGUGACAAUACCUCGUUUUGACGAAGGACGUCCUGUGACAUUUGGAACUGUAGACGACGAGGGACGUAUCGUUGCCUAUCCGGAUUAUUCUUGGCACGAAAACCAGGGGCAAAACUGCGGAGGACUAACUUCUGUGUUUAGAGUUGCGAUUGAUGAAUGCAAUCGUCUCUGGAUAAUGGACGCCGGCAAGAUUGGAGAUACACAAUAUUGUCCACCUCAGGUCUUAGCGUUUGACCUGGCCACAGAUCGACUUGUGUAUCGGCAUGUCGUCAACAUAUCAAGUUACACUUCACCCUCUUUAUUUAUUACACCCGUGGUCGAUGUAAGACCUGAGUUCCCGGGAGAUUGCGCUAACACAUUCGUAUACGUCGCCGACGUGUCUGGAUUUGGACUACUAGUCUUAGAUGUGGCUAACGAUCGCUCAUGGAGGGUGACCAACAAAUAUUUCUUCCCCUAUCCUUCUCGAGGCACAUUUACUAUUGACGGAGAAUCUUUUGAUUUGAUGGAUGGAGUUCUUGGUAUGGCUCUGUCUCCAUAUCGCACAGGACGUGACCGUUUUCUCUACUUCCAUUCUCUAGCAUCUACAACAGAAAACGUAGUUAAAACUGAAGUGAUAAGAAAUAAUUCGUACCUUGUUGACCCUACAGUUGAUCCACAAGCUAUCGCCGAAUUUCCGGAAGAGCGUACUUCGCAAUCAGCAGCGGAAGCUAUGGAUCGAAACGGCAUUAUGUACUUUGGGCUCAUGAACCCUCCCAGUAUCUGGUGCUGGAAUUCAGCAACGGAAUUUUCUCCCAAGAACUUUUACAAGAUCGCUGUUGACAAAGAAACCCUGCAAUUUGCUAGUGGGCUAAAAGUGGUGAAUAAUAUCAAAGGGGAGCAAGAAUUGUGGAUUCUCACGUCCAGUUUUCAACGAGUAAUGACAGGCUCCAUUUCCUCCGACAGAAUAAACUUUAGGAUCCACGCUGAAAAGAUUCCCAUUAUCCUGGCCGAUUCUCCCUGUACUAAUCCCCCAAAGGAUCGGCACCCUGGUUACCAUGCAAAUAUUAUCGUUCGCAAUGGUCACAUUCGUGGUACCUACAAGUAUGGCGCUGUAUCAUUUCUGUAGAAAUAACUAUCUUGUCUGAAGAAUUGCUCAGGAGGUUUCAGUGGCACUAACACGGCCAUAGUUUAAAUAUUUAUAACCACUGCGUAUUUUAUGAACUAAGUUAUUGUUUUAUUUUGUACCAUUGAAUACGAUAAUAUUAAACAGACUGUUUCAGAAUA
Molecule: messenger RNA, 3369 nt
Organism: Bombyx mori (domestic silkworm)
Lineage: Eukaryota; Metazoa; Arthropoda; Insecta; Lepidoptera; Bombycidae
Gene: Y-d
Product: yellow-d
Exons: 8
Coding region: 1784-3211 (475 amino acids)
Cellular component (GO): extracellular region
Source: RefSeq, a predicted model, not a curated record